This is a messenger RNA of Globicephala melas (long-finned pilot whale), 5004 nucleotides long. RefSeq names its product guanylate-binding protein 6-like. Lineage: Eukaryota; Metazoa; Chordata; Mammalia; Artiodactyla; Delphinidae. Gene Ontology annotation, molecular function: GTPase activity; GTP binding. The record is from RefSeq and is a predicted model, not a curated record.
GCAUGAAUUACUUUCAAUUUCAGUUUUAUCCCGUUACUCUACUGGAAGGGGAGACUGGCUUGCUCAGUCUGUUUUAGCUUUGAUAAAGGAGGGACAGAAAGGUGCAAGGAGCAAGUGAGCAACAGGUGAGAGGCAACUGGAACUGUUCUUGGUGUGUGUGGAGCAGGAAUCACUUCUAGGUUAGCAGGUUGCCAUGGCAUCUGGACCCAACAUGAUGGACCCCAUUUGUCUGGUGGAAAAUGACAAUGACCUGCUGUCAGUGAACCAGGAAGCUCUACAGAUUCUUGAGAAGAUUUCACAGCCAUUGGUGGUGGUGGCCAUUGUAGGACUGUAUCGUACAGGCAAAUCCUACUUGAUGAACCGUCUUAAAGGACAGAACAAUGGUUUCCCUCUGGGCUCUACAGUGCAGUCUAAAACAAAGGGCAUCUGGAUGUGGUGUGUGCCUCACCCUUCCAAGUCAGACCAUACCCUGGUCCUUCUGGACACAGAGGGCCUGGGCGAUGUGGAAAAGGGUGACCCUAAGAAUGACUCGUGGAUCUUUGCCCUGACUGUGCUUCUAUGUAGCAGCUUUGUCUACAACAGCAUGAACACCAUCAACCACCAGGCCCUGGAACAACUGCAUUAUGUGACAGAGCUCACAGAACUCAUCAGGGCCAAGUCCUCUUCAAGAUCUGGUGUACUAGAAGAUUCCACAGAGUUUGUGAGUUUCUUUCCAGACUUUAUCUGGACUGUACGGGAUUUCACCCUGGAACUGAUGUUAAACGGUCACCCUAUCACAGAAGAUGAGUACCUGGAGAAUGCCUUGAAGCUGAUUCCAGGCAAGAAUCCCAAAGCCCAAACAUCAAAUCUACCCAGAGAGUGUAUCAGGCAUUUCUUUCCAACACGGAAAUGUUUUGUCUUUGACCGGCCAACAAAUGACAAAGAACUUCUAGCUGAUAUUGAGAAUGUGUCUGAAGACCAACUGGAUCCUAAAUUCCUGGAACAAACAAACAAUUUCUGUUCUUACAUCUUCACCAAUGCAAAAACCAAGACCCUCAGAGAGGGAAUCACAGUCACUGGGAACCGUCUGAGGACUCUGGUUGUGACCUAUGUGGAUACCAUCAAUACUGGAGCUGUACCUUGUUUGGAGAACGCAGUGACAACUCUGGCCCAGCUGGAGAACUCAGCGGCCGUGCAGAAGGCAGCCGACCACUACAGUGAGCAGAUGGCCCAGCAACUGAGGCUCCCCACGGACACGCUCCAGGAGCUUCUGGAGGUGCACGCAGCCUGUGAGAGGGAAGCCAUUGCAAUCUUCAUGGAGUGCUCCUUCAAGGAUGAAAAUCAGGAAUUCCAGAAGAAUCUUGUGGAAAUCAUAAAGGAUAAGAAGGAGGGUUUCUUGCUGCAGAAUGAACAGGCAUCUGUCAAAUACUGCCAGGCUAAACUUCAGGAGCUUUCCAAGGCCCUAAUGGAAAAUAUUUCAGCAGGCACUUUUUCUGUUCCUGGAGGUCAUGAACUCUACAGGAAAGCAAAGGGAAUGGUUGAAAGCGAGUAUUGCCAAGUGCCCAGGAAAGGAGUGAAGGCAAACGAAGUCCUCCAGAACUUUCUGCUGUCACAGGUGGCAAUAGAGAAAUCCAUCCUGCAGGCAGAUAAAGCCCUCAGUGAUGGGGAGAAGGCUGUAGUAGAGGAGCAGGCCAGGAGGGAGACAGCUGAGAGGGAACAGGAGCUGCUGAAACAGAAACUGCAGGAGCUGGAGCAGCAGACGGCAGCACGACAGAGGAGUCUCCAGGAAAACAUAGCCCAGCUGACAGAGAAGCUGGCGAGGAGAAGAGAAAAGCAACUGAGAGAGCACAAUAUGAUGUUGGAGCAUAAGCUGAAGGUCCAGGAAGCUCUGCUUAAAGAAGGAUUUAGAAAGAAAUCUGAGGAGAUGAAUGCAGAGAUAAAUCAUUUGAAAAAUAUGAUUGAUAAUACUAAAGAUGAUGAUACUCCCUGGCUGGCAGUAGCCUUGGACAAAUUUGGCAAAGAGAUCUCUUCACUAUUGUGCGCUCCAGGCAAACUUCUUGGUCAUUUUGCAAACGAAGUCCUCCAGAACUUUCUGCUGUCACAGGUGGCAAUAGAGAAAUCCAUCCUGCAGGCAGAUAAAGCCCUCAGUGAUGGGGAGAAGGCUGUAGUAGAGGAGCAGGCCAGGAGGGAGACAGCUGAGAGGGAACAGGAGCUGCUGAAACAGAAACUGCAGGAGCUGGAGCAGCAGACGGCAGCACGACAGAGGAGUCUCCAGGAAAACAUAGCCCAGCUGACAGAGAAGCUGGCGAGGAGAAGAGAAAAGCAACUGAGAGAGCACAAUAUGAUGUUGGAGCAUAAGCUGAAGGUCCAGGAAGCUCUGCUUAAAGAAGGAUUUAGAAAGAAAUCUGAGGAGAUGAAUGCAGAGGUAAAUCAUUUGAAAAAUAUGAUUGAUAAUACUAAAGAUGAUGAUACUCCCUGGCUGGCAGUAGCCUUGGACGAAUUUGGCAAAGAGAUCUCUUCACUAUUGUGCAUUCUAGGCAAACUUCUUGGUCAUAUUGUGAGUGGUGUGAGCUCCCUAUUUAAAACGAAGUAGCUCUUCUUUUAAAGAAAUUAUAGAUACACAAUAUAUGUACAUGCUCUGGCCUAUGUUUGGUGUGAAUGCUUUUCACUUUCAUUCAGCAAAUCUUUAAAUAUAAAAAGUGGUUACUAGAAAAUAUUGAUGCCUGGCCCACAUUAGAUAGAAUAAAUGCACUUUGAUAUAGCAUGUUCACUUUUAGGAAAUAUAUGUGUGCAAAAUCAUAUAUAUGUAUAUAUACAUACAUACAUACAAGAGGCCCAUUGAGGCAUCCCUUUUAAUGGCAAAAGAUUGGAAACUACUUAAAUGUCCAUCUAUAUAAAUUGGUAAUAUACAUUUUCCAUGUACAUAUACUGGAAUACUAUGUAGCCAGUAAAAAAAUUGAUAGUGGAGGUUUAUAUGUAUAAAUAUAGAACAACCUUGAAGAUAUAUAGUAGAGUGAAAAAAAUGAGGUACAAAACAGUUUGUAUAAUCUGUUCACCAUAAAAAAUGCAAUUCUUAUGUGCACUCAUAUAUAUGUACACAUAGAACGCCUCUGGAAGAUUCAUUAGAAAGUGGUAUCAUUGGUUCCUUCUGGGGAGAACAGCUUGGCAUUCGUGAUGGAAGGGACACACACUUUUCAUUAUAUCCUCUAUCUUCUCAAUUUUGUAAAGAAAGCUUGUAUUAUCGUUUCUCAAAUGACAAAGAAAACAUAAAGUAUAAUACUAAAAAUGAUAAUAAAUGGAAUGUGAAAUUGACUAUUAGAUGAUGAAAUUGCUCAUUGCUUCUAGAAAUGACAUCAGUCUGUUCAAUGAGUUGGAUCAGAAUACUAGAAAGCAUUAAAUUUGCAUCCUAAUCUUGUUUUCACUUUGGCUGUGUUUUUAAUCCCUUAUAUUUCUUCAAAAAGAAGGUAUAAACUUUCCUGUUACCCCUUGAAAUCUCAGCUAGAGGAGCCUUCACUUCCUCUCUUUGAGUUACACUUCUAAGGUAUUGGAAGAAAAUUACUAAACAUUAAGAAUAUGCACUGGUGAGAGGAAUCCCAUCAUUCUUGAAUGUUCAUUGAUUGACUCUCUGCUGCAGGCAAGGGCCAAAGAUGUGAUGUAUCGUUGAAGAACUGGAUGCCCUGAUAGUACUGGGGAUUAUAGACCCUGACGCAUGGAGGCCACCUGUUAGCAUUUAAACAUCAGAAGCCCAAGUACAUACCAUAGUGAUGAGAAUCAUGGUUUGUCUUAGCUGAGGCUGCUAUAACAAAAUUACCGUAGACUGGGUGGCUAAGACAAGAACGUUUAUUUUUCCCCGUUUCUGGAAGCUGUAAGUCCAAAAGCACGUGCCAGCACUGUUGUGUUGUUGGUAAGGGUCCUCUGGCAGCUUUACAGAUGGCAACUUUCUUACUGUGUCCUCACAUUUUUGGAAAAGGGAGGAGGCGGGUAGAGAACCUAAUGAUUCUUUGUUAUAAGGGCACUAAUCAGAUUCAUGAAGUCCCCAUACUCAUUACCUAAUUUCCUCCCCAAAGACCCACUUCCAAGUACAUUGGAACAUUGGAAGUUAGGGUUUCCUCAAAUGAGUUUUGGAGAACACAAGCACUCAGUCUAUAAUGUGGUUGGAGUGGCAGCCAGCCAGACCUGAGCAGAGAAACCUCUGAAUAUGGCAAAUAGAACAGGGUGUCUGUAGAGUCAAAAGGGAGGGGAGGAAACAAUCAAAUGGAGACAAGGAUGUUUACCAGGAGGCUGAGAGGUAGCCUCGAUAAAAAAGACACCGUCCGUAGUCUUGAUCUAAACCAAUUUCAGAUCAUGAACCUAUCACCUGGAGGAGAGGGCAGGAUCCCAAGAGAAAGGACUCUGCAACUCUAGAACAAGGUUAAAUGAUAAUGAUUUCCCCAGUCCCCCUCCUAGGGGACCUCUGGAAAUUCACUUGGUACCUGUGUGCUGGGAAAUGGGAAUGGCCAAACGUUUCGGUGACUCUUGGAAUCAGGAUCCAAGUUUGCAGUGAUACUCAGAUCCUGAAAAGACUUCACAGUCUCCCUGUUAAAGUAGAGGCACACAGGAUCCUGGUAAUAAAUGCAGGCUUGGCUCAGGUGCCAUGCAACUAAUUUGAUCUCAUAUUUGUUUUCAAAUAAAAGUAAAGUUCAUCUGAGGACAGAAACGGUUACAUAUUUUUCUGUACAUCUUCAUAGAGUAUGUUUAGGCACAGAGUGUACUACAUAAGAAUCUGCUGGAAAAACAAAAGACUGACACAUGUGUGACUUAUCAUGCCAGAUUUCUAGGAACACUCUAAGCGUCUUUGGUAAUAGUUCGGAUUUUACACACUAGAUUAAGGUCUCUAAGGUGACCCUUUAAACCUUUAAGGUCUUAAAGGCUAGCAGAGCAAAAGAAACUUUUCUGGUGUAGUCUUCUCAGUGCCUUCAUGUAUCACAGUCUCUGUGCCUCUGCAAGGAUGUUAACACGUCUUCACUGGAGCUUUUUUUUUUUUUU